Messenger RNA from Aspergillus ibericus CBS 121593, 1137 nucleotides. Its product is annotated as putative oxidoreductase. The transcript is spliced from 2 exons. Lineage: Eukaryota; Fungi; Ascomycota; Eurotiomycetes; Eurotiales; Aspergillaceae. The record is from RefSeq and is a predicted model, not a curated record. The coding region runs from base 1 to 1041 and encodes 346 amino acids.
AUGACACCCCAGGAACCAUACCCAGCGAUCAACGAGAACAGAAACACCCAACCUCUCGGUAACAGUGACCUUGGAGUCCCCCGACUUAUUCUAAAUUGGAGGAUCUACGAUGAUCCCUCUCGGGAAGGCAUCUCAAGGGCCCUUCCCGAUCCCGAGAUUCUGCAUUUACUUAAGAAUGCAUACGAUCGCGGCAUCACCACUUGGGAUAUAACCGACUGCUGCGCGGGCGGAAUGGCGGAGAUUCUGAUCGGGAGAGCUCUGGCUCAGUACAAAAUCCCACGAACCAGCAUAACCAUCAUGACAAAACUCUGCCAUCCAGUUUUGAAACCCCCGUCACUGCCGCAGGCUGGCCCUGCCGGUGAUACGGCUGCAAGAGGCAAUCGUAUGAAGCUGAGUCACCGGAAUAUUUUCGAGGCGGUGGAGGGAUCUUUGAUUCGACUGAACACCACCUAUAUCGAUGUGCUCCAUCUCAAUUACAUGGAUGACACCGAGCCGGAGGAAGUCAUGGAGGCCCUCCAUAAUCUCGUUCAAGCCGGCAAGGUUCUCUAUCUGGGUGCCGCAAACAUGCUUUGCUGGCAGCUCGCAAGGUUGCAACAUACGGCGAGGAUGAGGAAUUGGACGACCUUUACCUGGAUGCAGGGGCCUUAUAAUCUGCUCUACCGCGAGGGGGAACGGGAGAUCCAUCCGUUCUGUCAAGCGGAAGGAAUUAAUCUCAUCUCUUGGAGCCCUCGGGCAAACGGGCUACUGGAUGGGCUGGGGAACUUUCCGAUACGUGGAUUAGCACCAUUUAAGUUCUCUGCGGAACAAAAUCACAAAAUCCUCAUGCGGGCCCGGUGGAUCGCACAAUCGAAAGGUUGCAGUAUGCGGACAGUUGCUAUUGCUUGGUUGUUGGCAAAGGGGGUGUCUCCGAGUGUCGGGUUGCAGAAUAUCGACAAGUCGACCUUGAUGGCACUGGAGAUUCGUUUAACCGAUCAGGAAGUGAAGUUUCUUGACGAGCUGUAUCGCGGUCUUCCUAUGGACGUCUUGCAGCUGGAUGAGUAGGACAAUUCAGCAUGGUAUGGGAUAAUGCCCAGUAUUCUUAGAUUGAGCGAUAUCUGCAAGGCAGGGACCGAGCAUAGUUGGCUUGGUGUUGCAGAG